Molecule: messenger RNA, 584 nt
Organism: Argentina anserina (silverweed cinquefoil)
Lineage: Eukaryota; Viridiplantae; Streptophyta; Magnoliopsida; Rosales; Rosaceae
Exons: 1
Coding region: 15-584 (189 amino acids)
Source: RefSeq, a predicted model, not a curated record
CAGAAACAACUGAAAUGGAUGAGGUUUUGUUCAACAGAAAUUUGUCGAAAAAUUCCUCGGUGGGUUGCUCUUCUCGUAUUUAUUACUGCAGAAGCACAGAAGGAGUUCCAUUCAAUUGGGAAAAGCAGCCAGGAACACCCAGGAAUCCACCUAAAGCAGAAGCAAUUGCACCACUAACACCUCCUCCGGCAGUGAUCAGCUUAGGACUACCCAAGCCAUGCAUUGAUGUUCAACAAUCUAAGCCUCAAACAAGGCCAAGGCUUAGAUUUUGGAGAAAAAGCAAGAAAAAUAAAAACAGCAAGAAUAUUACUGUCGCUAAUAAUGUUGAUGGGGGAUCAGAUAAGUUUGAUAUGUUCGACUUCUGUAGCUCCGAUUCUGAAUACAUGGCAUCAACUUCACCACGGAACUCAAGCUCUUCAUCCUCAUCUUCGCUGUCGUUCUCAAAAGGUCGACUCUCUAGGGAGUGGUCAAGUUUGCGGAGUACUCCAGCAAGGGAGUCCUUCAGUAGUAACGCUGCUGCUCAUUUCAGCUGUAGUCCUUGGAAUUUUAGCUCUGUUCUGAUUAGCAUUGCAAGGCGAGUUUGA